CUCUGAUUGGGGCCCGCCUCCCACUCCCUCCCCUUGGGGAGGAAGUGUGGCUGGACGUGAGCGCGCAUGCGCGCACAGGGCGGGUCAAACGCUGCUGGUCAUCCCCACAACUUGGCAAACUUUUACGCAACUCUGGCAAACUUGUUGUUUUUUUUCCUGAGGAGUUGUUGCUCCACAUUAAAUUGGGGGAAGCGGGUGAGCCCAGAACUGCUCCCCGGCCGCGGAUGUUCGUCUUUUGGCCUCUAGAUAGCCGGAAAAUCGCGGUCUUCUGUCAAGAUUUGUUCGUAGCCCGGGCUGUGAUAUUCUGGAGAUAACGUCCCGCGAGUAUGGAACUCCUUCAGUGAAAAAACAGAGGCUUGUUUUGGCGGAUUUUGGGAUGAUCUCGGUGUUGCACGUGCUGUUCUGAUAACUACCUCAAAGACUUCAGCUGGUUUGUGGAGUUUCAGCUGAGAAUGGGUCCCCACGCCACGCCGAAAAAGGGGAGGGAGGCGCACGCCGUUGAUCCCUGGACCCCCACCUCCAACCUCAAAAUGCUCAUCAGCGCUGCUAGUCCGGAGAUCAGGAACCGGGAAAAGGAGCUGUGCAUGGAGAGCGAUGAGCGGGACGGACUGGACCCGACGCAGGACUCUGAAAAUGGAGAAGAGUCAGAGAAAAUGACCAGCAGAAAGGACAAGAGUCUGGGAUUGCUCUGUCAUAAAUUCCUCGCCCGGUACCCGGAUUACCCAGAUUCGGCCCUCAGGGACAUCUGCCUGGACGACGUGGCCACCGAGCUCAGCGUGGAGCGCCGGCGCAUCUACGACAUCAUGAACGUGCUGGAGAGCCUGCACAUGGUCAGCCGCUCGGCCAAGAACCGCUACACCUGGCACGGCCGCACCAAGCUGGCCGAGACGCUGGCCAUCCUGAGGCAGGUGGGCGAGGAGCACAGGUACGGCCAGCAGAUGCUGCAGAUCCGCCAGCGGAUCCUGGACAAGGAGCUGGACUUUGACGGGGAGGAGAAGGAGAACGAGCCGGCGGGCGACCCGGAGAGCGGCGAGCCGGGUCAGAAAGAGCUCUUCUUCGUGGAGCUUCCUGGAGUGGAGUUCAAAGCAGCCUCUGUGAACAGCAGGAAAGACAAGUCUCUGCGGGUGAUGAGCCAGAAGUUUGUCAUGCUCUUUCUGGUGUCAAAUCCACGCGUGGUCAGCCUGGACGUGGCCGCCAAGAUCCUUAUAGGAGAGGACCACGUGGCAGACCAGGACAAGAGCAAGUUCAAGACAAAAGUCCGGCGGCUGUACGACAUCGCCAACGUGCUGCGAAGCCUGAAGCUCAUCGAGAAGGUCCACGUGACCGAGGAGCGGGGAAGGAAGCCGGCCUUCGAGUGGGUCGGUCCUCAAGAAUUUCCACCAGUGAAAGAGGGGGGGGGCUCGGCUCCUCGCGGGCUCCUGGAGUCCCGGGCGUCUCUGGAGAACUGCUCCAAAAACCUCUUCUCCUCGCCGGCCGGCCGGCGGGGCUUCACCCGCCACCCCUCCCUGGUCAAGCUGGCCCGGAGCAUCCAGAACGACCGGCGCAAGAUCAACUCGGCCCCCAGCAGCCCGCUGAGGGGGGCGCCCGGCGAGUGGCGGGCCGGCGAGCGCGCCCCCCCCACAGACGGCGGGUUCCCCAGCAAGAUGGAGCAGCUGGCCGCCAUCUGCCAGAUCGAGCUCCGCCAGGAAGAGAACCCCCUCCCCCGAGACGCCGCAGCCCCCCCCCCCCCCCCCCCCCUUCCGCCCCCGCGGAGCCCCCGAAGGCCCGGCCGCCCAGCCCCGCCCAGGAGCCGGUGGGGGGGGGCCCCGCCCGGCCCGCUGGCCUUCCUCCCGGCGCAGUGCUCCCCCAUGAUCCCCGUGCUGCUGCCCCCGCCGCGGGGGGGCGGGGCCUACGCCGUGUACCUGCAGCCGCCCGGCCUGCGGGCCCACCCGCCCCCCCGGCCGCAGCCCACCAGCCUGGCGGUGCGUUCAAUGACCUUCGAGGACAAAAGCGGGCAGAGCCCCACCGGCCCCCCGGCGGCGGGGGCGGGGGGGGCGGCUAAGAGCCGGCUGGCCCCCGGGGGGUGUGACGCCAGCCCCCCCACGCUGAAGCGCCGCUGCCUGGACUCAGCCCCAGAGGGCAGUCCGUCCAAGGCCAGGAAGUCCAGCUCCAAGGACGCCUCCCCGAAGCUGUGCCACAUCCUGCAGGCGCGGCUGAAGGCGCGGCGCGGCGGCCCCCCCCCCGGCCGGCCCUCGCCACGCGCCCUCCACCUGGACCCCGAGUUCCUCAACACCCCCGGCCGCGCCGGCCCCCCCCAGCAGGCGCUGGCGCAGAGCCUGGAGACGCUGCUGGACGGGGAGGAGCGGGCGGCGGGCUCCGACGGCGAGGCGGGGGGGGCCCCGCUCACCCCGGGACGCGUCCACGCAGAGGCUUUGGUCCCCGCCGGGUACCUGAUCCCCAUCAGCCAGCAGUCCUUCAUCAGCUACAAGGAGCUCCAGGGGGCCGAGAGCAGCAAGGCCUCGCCCCCCACCUACAACAUCUACCACACGCCAACAGCCGGUCCAGAGCAGAGCAGAGUGGCUGGUGUCCAGAGCAGAGCAGAGAGGCUGGUGUCCGGGCCCCUCUGA
Molecule: messenger RNA, 2606 nt
Organism: Menidia menidia (Atlantic silverside)
Lineage: Eukaryota; Metazoa; Chordata; Actinopteri; Atheriniformes; Atherinopsidae
Source: the annotation of a GenBank genome assembly